AAACCUCACCAGACCUGGCUGAGGUGGACAAAUCGCUGGAGGGGGAAGAGCUAGGAAGGAAGACUGGUACUGCUUCACGAGAAAUUUGAACUAAAAAUGCAAAGCUUUACGUUGUUUACGAUAUUUUCAGUAGUGCUGUUGACGUUUUCAGUCGAAGCUACUGUUUACUUUAAAGAGCAAUUCCUCGACGGUGAUGCAUGGAAGAGUCGAUGGGUGAACUCGGAACACAAAUCUGACUAUGGACAGUUCAAACUCACUGCUGGAAACUUCUACGGUGAUGCAGAGAAAGACAAAGGCUUGCAAACCAGCCAGGAUGCCCGCUUCUACGCUGCCUCUGCACGGUUUGAGCCCUUCAGCAAUGAGGGCAAAAGCCUGGUGAUCCAGUUCUCUGUGAAACACGAGCAGAAGAUCGAUUGCGGAGGCGGCUACGUCAAGGUCUUCCCCGCUGACCUCAACCAGGCUGAUCUGCACGGAGACUCGCAGUACUACAUCAUGUUUGGUCCGGAUAUCUGUGGUUACAGCACAAAAAAGGUCCACGUCAUCUUUAACUACAAAGGCAAGAACCACCUCAUCAAGAAGGAGAUCAAGUGUAAAGAUGACGAGCUGACCCACCUCUACACGCUGAUCCUGAACCCAGACCAGACCUAUGAGGUGAAGAUCGACAACGAGAAGGUGGAGUCCGGCACCCUGGAGGAGGACUGGGACUUCCUGCCUCCUAAGAAGAUCAAGGACCCUGAAGCAAAGAAACCAGAGGACUGGGAUGAUCGAGCCAAGAUCAGUGACGAGACAGACACCAAGCCUGAGGACUGGGACAAACCUGAGAAUAUUCCAGAUCCCGAUGCUAAGAAGCCUGAAGACUGGGAUGAGGAUAUGGAUGGUGAAUGGGAGCCUCCCAUGAUCCCCAACCCAGAGUACAAGGGAGAGUGGAAACCAAAGCAGAUCGAUAACCCCAACUACAAAGGAGUCUGGGUGCACCCAGAGAUUGACAACCCCGAGUACAGCCCUGACUCUGAGAUCUACAAGUUUGAAAACGUUGGAGUUAUUGGGCUGGAUCUGUGGCAGGUCAAGUCUGGGACCAUUUUUGACAACUUCCUGAUCACAGAUGAUGUGAAAGAAGCAGAGGAAUUUGGAAAAGAAACAUGGGGCGUUACUAAGGGUCCAGAGAAGAAAAUGAAAGAUGAGCAAGAUGAAAAGAAACGCAAAGAGGAGGAAGAAAAGAACAAGGACCAGGACACAGAGGCAGAUGAUGAUGAAGGAGACGACGAAGAAGAAGAGGAGGAAGAGGAGGAGACAGAGACAACAGAGGAGCCCGAAGCAGAGGGAGAGGAGGACGAUGUUCAGCCUAAAGACGAACUAUAAACCAGGAAGUGCUUCCUCAGCGCAUGCGUUCUGGCACCAGGGAUACAGCUGCAGGGCAUCGGCUCAAAAUGAUGCCAAUUGGAAUGGGACUCUGUUUUUUGCGUUUUAUGCGGAACAGAAAGCAGAGUAGUAAAUUUCAGAUUUAGAAUUCAGCGUUGUGUUUUUGGGUGUAUGUUUAACUUUAUAUACUUUUUUUUUUUUUCUUUUUUUUUCUUUUUUUGAGGGUGGGAGAUGAGGUUAGGAAGCAGGUGUAGGAUUUGGGGGUUGAAAUCUUUCAUAAAUCUUUUCUUUUUGCCUUAAGGGAAAAAAAAGAUCAGACUACUUAGACAUAUCAGUUUCAUUCUGUGGUAUUUUUUAUUCAAAAAAAAAACCCCUGAAGUCUUGAAGUUAACACGGCUGUAAAUAAGAUAAAGUUACUGGUUCACAACAGAGGAAAAUUUCUACCUUGUGAGAAUGUGGUGACUCGAAAGAGUGAAUGUUUGCAGAAGAUUGUAUUAUACUUAAAAUCCACAGAAUUUCAAACAGCACCUCCUUCCACUCAUUCUGUGAUUAAAUUUUUUCUCUUUGGCACUGAUUUUGUUUUGUACCACAACUUUUUCUGUCUCCAAUCAAGACGUUGAAUGUGAUUCACUCAUUCCAGCUCUAUUUAUUUAACAGAAAUGUCUGAAUAAUUUGACCCACAACACCAUUCUUGACACACUGUGAAAAUAGUGACCAACAUGCCCAGGACAAACUGUCUAAUAAUAGUCUUAGCGGUAAGGUCAUCAGAACCUAAAGCAGAGAUUUCCAACAUCAAAUAUAUAUAUGAGACUUUAAUGUCAUGGUACUUCUAGGUCACUUUGCUCAGUCAUCAGUUGUGUGUCUGUGAUGCCAAUACUUUUAAUAAAAGAAUUUAUUAAUGAA
This is a messenger RNA of Pangasianodon hypophthalmus (striped catfish), 2262 nucleotides long. RefSeq names its product calreticulin 3b (gene calr3b). The record is from RefSeq and is a predicted model, not a curated record. Gene Ontology annotation, biological process: protein folding. The transcript is spliced from 9 exons. The coding region runs from base 97 to 1359 and encodes 420 amino acids. NCBI's taxonomy places the organism in Eukaryota, Metazoa, Chordata, Actinopteri, Siluriformes, Pangasiidae. Gene Ontology annotation, cellular component: endoplasmic reticulum; endoplasmic reticulum membrane. Gene Ontology annotation, molecular function: calcium ion binding.